Blepharisma stoltei is the source of this 2026-nucleotide messenger RNA. The record is from the annotation of a GenBank genome assembly. Lineage: Eukaryota; Ciliophora; Heterotrichea; Heterotrichida; Blepharismidae.
AUGGAGAGUUAUUUCCACCAUAAGGAAAUCACAGAAUAUCUUACUUCCCCCCUCCAUGAGCGAACAAAACCAUUGGAAAAAUCCACCCUCCGUGAGAUAACAAAAAUUUUUUUAAUAUAAAGAAUUUUAUUGAAAAAAAAAAUUAGAUAUUUAAGUGAUAAUUAAUAUAACGAAAUCUGUGCUAAUUCUGUUUAAUUUUUAAACAGUUUGCGUUUUGAAAAAAAAGUAACCCAGCGUGAUCGAACAAAUUUUUUUUGUUCGCUCACGGAGGGUGAGUUACAACAAGCAGACAGACUGAAGCAAAUUUUGAUCAAAGCACAGAAAACACAUGCAGAAUUUGCUAUGAAAUUGCAGAUGAUGAAAAUCCAUUAAUAUCCCCUUGCAAAUGCAGCGGAUCGAUGAAAUAUAUCCACGAGCAUUGCUUAAAAAUCUGAUUGCUAUCUAUCGAUGAAGACCUAGAUAAAGGAAAAUGCGAUAUUUGCAAGGUUGAAUUUAUCAUGGACUUCGAGAUCGUUACAGAGUGCAGCUGUACUAAAAUUAAAGAAGGCACUGGGUCUUAUAUUUUGCCACCAAUUUUGCUAUUAGCCUUACUCCCCCCCCAUCCUUGAUCGAACGAUUGACUGUAAAAAUUCCUAAAAAUUGGGGAAAAUUAACCCCCAUCCUUGAUCGAACGAUUUUCAUAUCAUGCAAAUUUUUAUAUAUAUUAAAAUAUAUUUGCUAUCAAAAGCUUGGGAAGAUGUGCAUAAUGAAGCUGUUUUCAGAAGCUUUGAAACAACAGAAAGCUACAGAAUCAACUAUCCGAAGUGAUUUAGUCAUCAACCUAGGCUUAAAAACUCAAUAAUCUAAUAAAAUAGAGAUUCUUUAAAAUUUUUAAAAAAAACAUUUUAAUUCCAUAAGGAACAAAUUAAAAUUUAUACAGUUUAAAGGGGUAAUUAAUAAAUCAAAAUAUUAAAAAUUAGUAUUUUUUAUGAAAUUAAUUCAAUUUUUUGCUUUACUCCCCCCCCCCCCUCCGUGAGCGAACAAAAAAAAUUUUGUUCGCUCACGGAGGGGGGUUAAUUUUUUUUUUAAAAAAAAUUUAUAUAUAAAUUUUUUAUAAAAAAUAUUUUUUUCGAAAUUUAAAAAAAUCCUAAUUUGCAAAAAUUGGGAAGCAAAUAUUAAUUUAAUUUGCAAAAUUUAUGUUUUAAAACGCAAUUUGUUUAAAAUUAAACAGAAUUAGCUCUAGAUUUCAUUAUACUAAUUAUCACUUUAUAUAUCAAAAUUUUUUUCCAUUAAAAUUUUUUCUAUUAAAAAAAUUUUUGUUCACUCACGGAGGGUGGGUUUUUGGUCAAAAAAUGGCGAUUUUUCUAAUGGUUUUGUUCGCUCACGGAGGGGGGGGGGGGGAGUUAGAAAUAAUUAUUAAUUACUCUUAAAACUCUGAUUUAAAAGUAAAUAAAAAAAAUAUAUAUAUAUAUAUAAAAAUUUUUUCCCAAAAAAUUGUUUUUAACCCUCAUCCUUGAUCGAACGAUGGCGAGUCGCUCGAUCAAAGAUGGGGGGGGAGUUAGCAAUACUAGCUUUCCUGAUAUUUUUCUUGAUAUCAAAAAUAAGUUUUUCUGAAAAUAAUCAAUUUUAUAUUGUAUUUUUACUCACAAUUUGCGCAAUCAUCUCAGUCAUAAUUUUUCUCAUUUUAAUACGAAGCAUUAAGCGUACAUUUUUAAUCACAAAUUUAAAAAACUGGACUAUUUAUUCUCAAGACUUCAAAAACGAGGAAAAAGAAACCAUUGAAAAUAGCAUGAGCGUCAUUACAGAUAGUCCUGGUAUAGAUAAUGAAGGACAAAACGUAAUUAUUAUCUCGAAAAGUCCGAGGGUUAAAGGAAAACCUAUCGUUCUUCCACAAAUAAACACAAAUAAUUUAAUCCCUAUAAUGCAAGAUGAUCAAAUUGUAGGGUACAAAUCAAGACAAAGCUCCCCUGUUACCUCAAGACAGUCUUCUGGGGUGUAUCCAAGGGUUCAAGACUAUCAAUUACAAAAUCAAAAUCAAGAUAAAUAA